Messenger RNA from Gadus morhua (Atlantic cod), 1033 nucleotides. RefSeq lists its product as uncharacterized. Gene Ontology annotation, cellular component: ciliary membrane; Golgi apparatus. NCBI's taxonomy places the organism in Eukaryota, Metazoa, Chordata, Actinopteri, Gadiformes, Gadidae. The record is from RefSeq and is a predicted model, not a curated record. Gene Ontology annotation, biological process: negative regulation of smoothened signaling pathway.
GCUCCCUCACGGUGGGCCUGGUGCGUCAGUGCCAGACCAUCCACGGACGGGAGCGGACCUGCAUCCCGCCGCGGCUUCCCCCCGAGUGGGUGACCACGCUGUUCUUCAUCGUCAUGGGCAUCAUCUCCCUCACGGUCACCUGCGGCCUGCUGGUGAUGUCCCACUGGCACCGGGAGGCCACGCGCUAUGCCCGCUGGAUCGCCUUCACCGGGAUGGUUCUGUUCUGCAUGGCGGCGCUGAUCUUUCCCAUCGGGUUCUACAUCAGCGAGGUCGGAGGUCAGCCGUACAAGCUCCCCAACAACACCGUGGUGGGCUCCUCCUACGUGCUCUUUGUGCUCUCCAUAUUUUUUACCAUCGUGGGACUACUGUUCGCCGGCAAAGUCUGCCUGCCGGGCUGAAACCUCAGACCCCGUUUUGUCUGCGAACGGCCGAGGAGACAUUGCCGCGAAACAGAACUGGACCCUCGCGCGGUUUCAGUUGCGGAAGAGAGAACUUUGAAAAGCUCGAGGAUGCAACUUGGAAAAAUAGUUUUGCAGAUUUCUUUGUCGAUAUUUAUGUUGUAGGGACGUAGCUAGCCUCCAGGACGACGUAGUUGCGUGACUGCGUCGUACCAAAAUGUCCCGCCUUCCUCAGACUUGUGAGGUCACCAAAUGCAAACCGGGACCACCGGAGGAGGCGUCUUUCAUCCCAGUGUUCUCGUGUAUUCUUUGCUUGGCGGAGGCGUCAGAAUAUCAAGCUAAGACGCCAGCGGCAAGCAGCCAGGAAAGGUCAAAGGUCAUGUUUGACGAUGAAUGUUUUGCGGGAUAAGGAGCCGGUCUCUUAUGUUGUUGUUUUGUUAUAAAACAAUAAAAAUAACAGAUCACCCCUUAAACAGAAUGUUACAGUUUGUGUUGUUUGUUUCAGCAUUCUAUUUCAGCCGUCAUCUGUACAAACUAAAACAGACCAUUUGUUGUUAUGUUAUAUUUCUGGAAGCACUGUGAUACUCAUUAAUGAUUUUGAAAAUGUCAUUAAAAAUAACCCACGGAAACCGCCA